AAAGAUUGUCACGACCGGAGUUCAUCUGAAACUCAAAAAACCCCAAAACAUCAAAACAAUGACCUCUCAUCUCAUUUCUCGAUCUCUCCUCAAAACCCUAAAACCCAAUGCAGUAGCCAUCAGAACCAUCUCCACCACACCUUUCCUCCUCUCCCAAGACCCUCACCUCGCAACCGAUUCAACUGAUCACAUCUCCACUUCCCUUCCUCCAAAUCCCGCCACAGGAAGUCCUCUCUACCAAGAGAAUUGGCGUAGCCCCAUCCCAAACUCUCCAUCCCUCACCCACUCUCUAGUAGUCCCCGUUGGAUUCGCUCCUCCCGCUGCUCGGAUCAGAGCUAUCUCUGAGACGCUCGACAUGAACUCGCUGCUGAACAUGUUUGCUGAUUACACCACGUCGCAGCGUUGGUCGGAUAUGAAGCAGCUUUUUGAGUUUUGGGUUCGGUGUUUGGAUAAGAGUGGGAAGCCUAACAAGCCUGAUGUGAAUCUUUAUAAUCAUUACCUUAGGGCUAAUUUGAUGAUGGGUGCUAAGGCUGGUGACAUGCUUGAUUUGGUUGCGGUUAUGGAUGAUUUCUCUUUGGCGCCUAAUACGGCUUCUUAUAAUAUUGUGUUGAAGGGUAUGCAUCGGGCGAAGGAGUCUGAGGCUGCUGAGAAGCUGCUUAACCGGAUGCUGUUAUCAAAGAAGGAUGAAUCUCUUCCUGAUGAUGAAUCAUAUGAUUUGGUUAUUGGACUGCUGUUUUCGAAUGGGGAGAAUGAUAGAGCCAUGCAACUUAUGGAUGUCGCACUAAAGUCUGGUUAUAUGUUAUCCACCACAGUUUUUAGUGAUUGUGUACGUAGCUGUGUAGCCAAAGGUAGGACAGAUACAUUAGUCUCUAUCAUCGAGAGGUGUAAGGCUCUUGAUAGGAACAAGUCCCUAUGCCCUAGCUGGAUACUGUCUACUUACAUGGCAGAAGUUGCAACUCAAGCGGAUAAUAGCAAAUUAGCAUUCUACGCGUUUGAAUUCAUGUACAAAUGGAUCAACAGAGGAGAAAUGGCUAGACCCUCGGUGUUUCUUUCUGUUGAUGAAGGAUUGGUAGUGUCAGCUCUUGCAACUGCUGCUAGGACAUGCAACCCAACUCUAGUAGAUGGAUCAUGGAUGAUUCUGAAACGGUGCCUACGUGGGAAAAAGGCAGCCAACCCUGCGUCUUACAUUGCCAAGAUAAACGCUUAUGCUUCCUUGGGGAACCUGCAGAAAGCUUUCAUCGCACUACAUGAGUUUGAAAACGCAUAUGCGGAUGCUGGAAAAGAAGUUGUGGACGAAAUGCUUUCACCUUUUACAUCGUUAUACCCUCUGGUUUUGGCCUGCUCUAAGAAAGGUUUUGAGUCCUUGGAUGAGGUAUACUUUCAGCUGGAGACAUUGAGUCAAGGUGAUACUCCAUAUAAGUCUGUUGCUGCUCUAAACUGUAUAAUUCUUGGGUGCGCAAACACAUGGGAUCUUGAUCGUGCUUACCAGACGUUUGCUGCAAUAAGUGAUUCUUUUGGGCUGACUCCUAAUAUUGAUUCGUACAAUGCUUUGAUAUAUGCAUUUGGAAAGGUCAAGAAGACUCAGGAGGCUACAAAAGUGUACACUCAUCUGGUUGGGGAAGGUGUUAAACCUGAUGCCAGAACGUAUUCAUUGCUGGUUGAUGCUCAUCUCAUUAACCGGGAUCCCAAGUCAGCUCUGACCGUCAUUGAUGACAUGAUCAAUGCAGGGUUUGAACCUUCAAAGGAGACAUUGAAAAAGCUAAGAAGGAGAUGUCUCAGGGAACUAGACGAUGAAAAGGAUGCUCAAGUGGAGUCAUUGGCCAAGAAGUUUCAAAUAAGGAUGGGAUCAGAGAACCGCAGGAACAUGCUUUUCAACAUGGAUUACUCUAGGGGCCGCGCGUAA
This is a messenger RNA of Eruca vesicaria subsp. sativa (arugula), 1903 nucleotides long. Lineage: Eukaryota; Viridiplantae; Streptophyta; Magnoliopsida; Brassicales; Brassicaceae. The record is from the annotation of a GenBank genome assembly.